Molecule: messenger RNA, 3319 nt
Organism: Argiope bruennichi
Lineage: Eukaryota; Metazoa; Arthropoda; Arachnida; Araneae; Araneidae
Product: calcium-activated chloride channel regulator 1-like
Exons: 13
Coding region: 110-3187 (1025 amino acids)
Source: RefSeq, a predicted model, not a curated record
UCAGACAGAUUAACUAGCAUAACUUCUUUGCAGGCAGACCGGCUAGGAAGUUUUUCGAAUUAAUUCGCGCGGAUUUGUUUUAAAUUCUAAGCUGUUAAGAGAAUCCGUCAUGCAGCUGUCAAAGCGCAACGGGAAGUUUUUUCUGUUGUUCAUGCUUUAUAUUAUCCAGACUUCAUCACUUGCUUCUAUUAUAUCUUUGGAUGGAAAUGGUUAUACAGGAAUUGUGGUUGCAAUUCAUAAAAAUGUCCCAGAAGAUGGAGAAAUUUUAGAAAAUAUUAAGACAUUGUUCUCCAAAGCUUCAACGUUUCUCCACAAUUCGACGAAGAAUACUUUGUUUUUUAAGGAAGUAACUAUCGUCGUACCUCCGACAUGGUCAACAAAGCCUGAGUAUGAAAUCCUUCCUGGCAAUUUUUUCAGUAACUCCCAUGUCAGAGUGGAUCUGGCAAAUCCUGAAUACAAAGACACACCAUAUACCCUACAGCCUGGUGGAUGUGGAGAGCAUGGCCAGUACAUUCAUCUGACCCCAUGGUUUCUGAAGGAGUUGAAUGGGAAAACUGUGGAAAUGUAUGGAGCACCAGAAAGACAACUUGUUCACGAAUGGGCACAUUUAAGAUAUGGUGUGUUUGACGAAUAUGGAAUUCCUGGUGAUAAACGAUAUCCCAUGUUUUAUCACGAAAAUGGCAAAAUUCGUCCCACCAGCUGUGUUAGAGAUAUUAAGGGUUGGAUCGAAUCCCGCGAUGGAGGUCCUUGUACAAUGAACCUGGAUGGUGAAGUUGACAGUGACUGUAUUUUUAUACCUAAUAUGCACAGCAAUGAAGCCAAGGCGUCUAUCAUGUACAUGCCCUUUAUUCCGUCUAUGGAAGGUUUUUGUGAUGAUGGCAGUCACAGGCACAAUGUCCUGGCUCCAACCAAACAUAAUGCUGUCUGUAACUAUAGAAGUACAUGGGAUGUCAUAUCGAGCCACAAGGAUUUUCAAAAACUUCGCACCAAGCGAGAUGCUGUUACCGAGUUGACCGAAACUUUGUUCAGAGUCAUUCAAUCACCAAAAGAUCCAACAUCUCGAUAUGUGCUAGUUCUGGAUGUUUCUGGCAGUAUGAAUGGACAACCAAUGAAACUCCUUCACAGUGCAGCCACGAGAUUGGUUGAAGACAGAAUUCCAGACGGCGCCUUUUUGGGUUUAGUUCAGUUUAGCACGGAUGCAAGUAUUUUGCGAAAUCUUACGAAAGUAAACAACGAAACAAGACUUCAACUGAGUCGAAGUUUGCCUGCUAAAGAUGAUGGUGGUAGGACUGCCAUUGGAAAGGGAUUACAAAAGGCUAUUGAGGUUUUCACGAAUGACAAUGGUACCGCAGAAGGAGGUCUGAUUAUGCUGAUCACCGACGGUGAAGAAAAUGUUCUACCCUUUAUUGAAGACGUCCUUCCCGAAGUUUUAGAAUAUAAUGUCAUCAUCAAUGCUGUUGCCUUCGGAUCAGAAGCCAGUGCAAAACUAGAACACAUGACGGCUGUGACUGGAGGAAGGGGCUACUUCUUUUCUAACAAUGGAAGUCGUCCAGCUUCGGCUUUGGAUUCGGCUUUCUUGGAAUCUAUUACAUCUCAAGCAGACAUUGAACUCCAGCCUGUGCAAUUGAAAGAUGAGAUGUUCAGCCUUGACGAAGACAUUCUCACAAAACAUCUUUACCUUGACGAAGAACUUGGAAAAGACACCAGUUUUACAAUAACCUCUCGCCAUAUAGACAGAGUGGGAGACGUAGUCCUCCGAAGUCCAUCUGGGGCUAUUGUGGAUUCUACAAGUCCUCAUUACAGUAGGGAUGACACACUGCGUCAAAGGAUUCAAAUAUUUUUGCCAGAGGCAGAGCCUGGUAAGUGGGAAGUCAUUUUCCGCCGGCGAGGAGAUUUCCCAGUCACUGUUGGAUUUGCUGUGACUUCUGAACCGAAAGAUAUUCGAGAUCAACCCAUUCGAGUUCGUUCUUGGUUAAGUGAAAUUCAACUGAAGUUCCCAGCCCAUGCGAAAGUUUAUGCAGAAGUUAAAAAAGGUUACUUGGCUGUUAUCGGAGCUACAGUGAUUGCAACUGUAGAAAGGCCAAUGGGUGCAACUGUAGAUAUUGAGCUAAGAGAUGACGGCUUAGGUGCGGAUGUUACGGAAAAUGACGGAAUUUAUUCUGGUUAUUUCACUCAUUUCAACGGCAACGGACGCUAUGCUGUAAUAGCAAGAGUGUCAAAUGAUGGACAAGCAAAGUUGAAACAAGGAAAAGCAUCUGCCUCUCAACCAAUGCCAAUUAUGAAAGGAAAAACCACAGACGUUCCAAUGGAAGAAUUUGAACCUGAAAAUUUUGAAGUAACUGACAAGAACAGUACUGACGAUGAGGAUGAUGAAUUUGAGACUGUGCCUGCAAAUAAAUUUGAUCGUUCCUCCAACGGUGGUGCUUUUCGAAUGGAGUCCUGGGCCCCUAAAACUGGCGAUGUCAUACCUCCAGGAGAUAUAACCGAUCUGAAAGUCUUGGCUAUUGAAACAGGGGACAAGCAAAGAGUUACCCUCCAGUUCACAACACCUGGAGAUGAUCUGGAUGUUGGAAAUGUUUCAUCUCUCGAGCUGAGAGCAAGCAUGAAUUCGGAAGAGCUCAUCACAAAUUUCGAAAGCGGCAUACUCCUAAAUGAUACAAACAUCGUUAACGGCUCCUUAGAACCUAUGGGCCCAGGUGAGAAAGUUGCUAUCAUGAUCGAACUGCCUGAAGAACUUUCAUUUUCGGAGCCUAAAACGAUAUAUUUUGCAAUGAGAGCAAAGGACGAAUCUGGAAAAAACUCAUCUAGGUACAACAUUGCAUCUGCGACUUUCGGAAUCAAACUCAAACCGACAAGAGGAAUUAAAGUACAUAAGGACUCCAAUCUUGCCGAUGAUGAAGAUGAAGACGUCGCAUCGAAAGGCAAGAAGAAAACUAAAGAAGACGAGAAAAGUCAUGAAAAGAAUAUGCCAUCAAAAGAUGAAGUGAUGAAAGGACAUGUAUCGGACACUGCAAAAUUGGAUGAAGAUAAUAUGGAUGAUCAAGGAAAGAAUUCGAAGUGGUGGCCUGUAAUUGUAGGCAUAGGAGUGGCAUUUACAGUUAUAAUGAUCGUUUUACUGAUAGCGGUGGUCAUUAUAAAAAGAUCAAAAAAGAGAACGUAUACAUCAGUUCAAAAUCAGCAAUGUUAAGCAUUCCAGUGAAGAAAUGAAAAUUUUUUGAAUGUCUUGUGCCUUUGUCAGAAACUUGAAAUUGAAGUUAAAAAUUAAAAAAAGAUGUAUGAACAAGAAAAAAAGAGCAAAAUAAAAUGUAUUAUGAUCCUA